GAAUGUGUACCUGCGCUUCAAUCAACCUUUGAAAUUCGUGGUGCUGUGACUCAAGUGAGCGGAUCGAACACAUUUCCUCCACCGUUCUGCUGUGACGGUGCUUUCAAGCGGGCGCGUGGACGACCAAAAUCCGCUCGUUUUGGCACGGGAGCGAGCUCGGUGCGUGGAAGUUACGGAAGAGAAGGCAGGGCGCGCAAAAGUGGACAAAUGGUGGGAGACGCCACGGGAACCUGUAGCCUAUAGGUACAAAAGUUUGUAGAGACAGUGAGGAGGGAGGAGAACGAAACAAAAUCGUCCAGGUCUCCAUUAAAAUCUCCGGCUACUCAACGGGCACAUUCCACGAGCAAAUAUUUUAUUACCUGUCUUACCUGUGUGGUUAAUUUUAGUAGUUUAGAGUAGUGUAGAGACUACAGCGCUGUAGCAACUACAAUAGAGUGUCGUAGAGAGAGAGAGAGAGAUAGCGGAGAGACACCUGGAGAGACACCUGGAGAAGUCAGCAUGCCACGAGCAUUCCUGGUGAAAAAGCCCAGUGUUUCACCCGGCAAGAGAAGCUGGAGUGAUCUACCUGACCACGAAAGAGGAGACAUUUACAUACCAGUUUCUGUGUCCCCUCAAGCUCUGUGGGAGGAGUCAGAGGCAAGUACAGCUGAAGUGGCCUUGUGCCUGUCCACUCAUAAAGAACACAACAGAUGUACACAGAAAUACAUGCAAGAGCCCUACACAGUAGUUUCUACAGCUGAACUGCCCUCCUCUACCGCUCUGGGACAGCAGCCCAGUCCUGAAACAGAGCGCAUCCGAAGUACACAAAGCAACACAUACGUCCGCUCCAAGAUCAAGGUGACUACAGGUGAACUCCCCAUCGAAGCUCCACUUAAAAUUUUGAGUACAAAUGCUGAUCCUCCUGCCAUUGUGGCAAACCAAAGUCCUACAACCAGCAGUGGGACAGCAUCUGCACCUACAGUAGGGGGAACCUUUGCAUGUCAAGUGUGCCAGAAAGUGUUUCAGUACCAACGCAUGCUCAACAGACACUUAAAGUGUCACAGUGAACAGAAACGGCAUCUAUGCAGCUUCUGCGGCAAGGGCUUUAAUGACACCUUCGAUCUCAAGAGGCAUGUGCGCACACAUACUGGUGUUCGUCCAUAUAAAUGUAAUUUGUGUGAGAAGGCCUUUACCCAGCGCUGCUCUCUGGAAUCCCACAUGAAGAAAAUCCAUGGUGUGGCACAGCAGUAUGCCUACAAGGAACGGCGCACUAAGCUCUAUGUCUGCGAGGAAUGUGGCCACACUGCUUCUACCCAGGAUUCAUUGUUACGCCAUAUUCACAAUCAACAUCCAAACAGUGCCUUCUUGCGGGCCAAGGGGGCGCGUAGACAUUCAGGGGCAGCAGGUGUGGUUGCACGGGAGGAAAACUCCCUGCCUGGUUCUCCUUUAUCUCUCAACAGUGAUGAUACAACAGGAUCAGGAGGAAGGUAGAAAGAGUUGAUAUUGAUUGUGACAUUAAAAAAAAAAUUGUCAUAAUAUAUAAUGUCACACUAUGUCAAAUGGAUCAUAUGAGAUGUUAUUUAAAAUAAGACAAAUAAAAAAAAAGAAAGAAAAACAGGGAACUUAAUGAUACAGUGAAUAAGUUUAAAAGAGUGAAAGACUUUGACAGACUAGAUGAACUGAUGAAUGAGAUUCAACAGUAAUCAUAGAUUGAGUUUGAGUUUACACAUCUACUAUAGAAGAGGGCUGGUACUUCGCUUUGGAAUAAAUAAACAGCUAAAGAAUGACUAUGCACCAGUUUAGUUUACAUCAAAGCUGAUUUUUGAAAAACUUUUUAAAAAGUACACACUAUUUGAUGUAAAUAGUACUCCAUUUUUGCUCAGGGGAGGAACAAUAAAGAACUUUUUUUCUGAAUAUUGUAAUAUUAAAAAAUUGUUAAAUAUUAUUUUUCUUUUGCUAGGAUUUAUUGAAGAGGGGAUGGUGUUCGGUCAGUAAUUAUUGAUGCUUGUAAUAUAUACAGUCAGAUGUGUGAGGAAAUGUGUAUUUAUCGAAGGUGGUGUGUAAUGUUGUCUUGGCAGAGUUGAGAUCACUUAUUCCAGAUUUUAUACAUUAAUAAUAACAUAAAUCUUUGUACAUAAUAUAAACAUAGAUUCACAUUUUUCAUAUUCUUUAGUAUCCUCGAGUAAGCUAUGGGAUAUGUGCUCACUGCAAUUAUUGUCUGACAUUCUAACAGUUAAUAAUUCUGAUUUGUCUUCAGGCCUAAUAGUUUAACUGGAGGUACUGAAGUACUGUAUGGAAUUUUACUACAUAUCCUUUUACAGUGAAUGUGCUUUCUAUAUAAAAUGCAAUAAACUUUUAUUUUAUGUUACAAA
This is a messenger RNA of Hemibagrus wyckioides, 2351 nucleotides long. RefSeq names its product ovo-like zinc finger 1a (gene ovol1a). The coding region runs from base 499 to 1470 and encodes 323 amino acids. The transcript has 4 exons. Gene Ontology annotation, biological process: epidermal cell differentiation; regulation of transcription by RNA polymerase II. Gene Ontology annotation, cellular component: nucleus. NCBI's taxonomy places the organism in Eukaryota, Metazoa, Chordata, Actinopteri, Siluriformes, Bagridae. The record is from RefSeq and is a predicted model, not a curated record. Gene Ontology annotation, molecular function: DNA-binding transcription factor activity, RNA polymerase II-specific; RNA polymerase II cis-regulatory region sequence-specific DNA binding.